AUUUUCUAUUAAGAUGUCUGCAGAUGGAUUUAAGUGCAAUUUGAAAGGCUAUCAAUAACCAAAUUAUUUAGAGUAUGUCUAAAGUAGUAUCGAUACUGAUUAAACCCUUGAAAAUGUCUUUAAUGAUCAUUAAGGAUAAUUUGAAGAGUUUAAAAAUUAUCUGAAAAGAGAGAUUUUUAACGAUCCAGAUUAAUUCCAAUAGCAUCUUAAUUAUAUCUAUAAUUAAUGGGACACUUAAUUUAAAGUUGAAUUGAAAAGGAUAGAGAUUUUCAGAUUAAUCAUGUCGAUGUACUUAGGAUUAUUAGAACGAAAUUUGUCUAAAGGUGGAUUUUAUAUUGUAGAUAUGAGUUCAAUAAAAAAAUCCAAUAAUUAUAUUUCCAAAUAGAAAUUGAUGUGCUUUAAGAAUUAUAUAAAAGCAUUUUACUUAAAUUCUGAUCAAAUUUAAGAAGAAAAAAUAGUGUUUACUAAAAAUUCUGUUAGCAAAGAAGAUUUCAAACAAAAAUUUGAAUAAUCUAACUAUUAAAACAUUGAUUUUGAAUUCACUUAACUGAAAAAUGAAGAUCAUUUAAAUUCUACUGUUGUAGACUUUGCUGAUGAAAACAUCGGAGGACUAGUUCUUGAUACCAGAAAUUGCGCAUAGGAAGAAGUAACAUUAAACACUAAACCAAGAUUGUUAUGCUUAUAUUUGCUGAAGCUACAGUAUGUAUGAUUUUUAUUCCGCCCAUGACACAAACCGAAGCAGUUUUGAUUUAGAAUUUGAAAAAAUAUAGCAAUUAUACUGGAUACGAACAAUCAUUUCAAUGCUCUCCAUCCUUGGAUCUUAAAGGAAGCUAUAAUAUGUUAGUAUAUCUUAAUCAAAAUUAUAUAGGCUAUCGACGCAAAACCUUUUUAUAGUGAAAACUAAUUUACUGAAGAAAAUAUUUAUAGAGAAUUGAUAAAGAGCUAUGCUGGAUUUGAGAUAUCACUCAAAAAUUCACCAAAUAGCUAUAUAUCUACAGGAAGAUGGGGCUGUGGAAUAUUUAGAGGCAAUCCUUAUUUGAAGACAUUAAUUUAAUUUGUGAGUUUUGCAAUGGCAGUAAAUUAAGUGAACCUAAAAGAUAAAAAGAUAAUAAUGAACUGUGUUAAUGACUAAUCUUUUUUUAACUUUGGAAUGAAAUUAAAACAAUUAUUACAAGAAAAAAAUACAUAGCUUAAUUUAAUAAAUCUAAAGAAGUCAUUAUUGUUUAUGCAAAAUGGAGUGAAUGAUACAAUAUUUUAACAUUAAGGAAAUAAUAUUAUAAGCCAGGUUUAUUCGAUUUUGACUCAGAAUAUUCAAUAAGCAGAAUCAAUACAAUAACAAAAUGAUGAUUUAAAUUAACCUUUAGUGGGUUAAGACAUUGAAUCAGAAAAUGAUGAUUUAAUUUAACCUUUAGUAGGUUAAGACAGCAAUUAAAAAAAAUUAGUAAAUGCUCAAAAUAUUGAAGAAAAUAACAAAAGUUAAAUAAAAAAUGAUGCUUAAAUUAUUGAAGAAAAAAUAGAGAUGUAAAAUUAGAAUGAUGCUUAAAUUAAUUAAGAAAAAAAAGAAAGUGAAAAUAAGAGCAUCGAGUCAAAUAAAUAUAAAAUUUUGUGUGAAAUAGGAGUUAUUAUUAUUGUUUGCGGUUUUGGAAUUUUUGUUUACAAAAAGGUUUUUAAAUGA
This is a messenger RNA of Paramecium octaurelia, 1675 nucleotides long. Lineage: Eukaryota; Ciliophora; Oligohymenophorea; Peniculida; Parameciidae. The record is from the annotation of a GenBank genome assembly.